UGUCAGAAACUCAACAGUGGACGACUAUGGUGAACGAGAAGGAUCUGAAGUUGAAGGUGGGCAUUCUCAAGCGGUCGAAGAAGGAUCUGGUCUACUACGAGAAGGAGAAGGCCAAGCAGAUCCUCAAGAUCGAGACCAUGCGCGCGGACAAGGACAAGUACGACGACCACGACAUCCGCAAGCAAGAAGAAGUGCUGGCCGAAACAGAAGCCAUGCUGCCAGAAAGCACAAAUCGCCUUCAUGCGAUCCAACAAGAAGUGGAAAUCUUGUUGCAACAAGUGCCGGAAGGCUCCGAAUGGGUCUGCAUCGAAGAGGCGAAGGAGCUUUUGGUGGCCAAUUAAGCAGCCACCAAGGAUUCUGACAUGAAAAGGAUAUCUAGUUUUAACACUAACGUUACCGCUUUGUGUCACUUCGUCGGAAAGGGGUUUUACAACAAUUGAACGCA
Messenger RNA from Aphanomyces astaci, 445 nucleotides. RefSeq lists its product as hypothetical. The record is from RefSeq and is a predicted model, not a curated record. Gene Ontology annotation, cellular component: microtubule cytoskeleton; cytosol. Gene Ontology annotation, biological process: tubulin complex assembly; post-chaperonin tubulin folding pathway. Bases 27 to 341 code for a protein of 104 amino acids. The transcript has a single exon. NCBI's taxonomy places the organism in Eukaryota, Oomycota, Saprolegniomycetes, Saprolegniales, Verrucalvaceae. Gene Ontology annotation, molecular function: beta-tubulin binding.